Molecule: messenger RNA, 3274 nt
Organism: Gambusia affinis (western mosquitofish)
Lineage: Eukaryota; Metazoa; Chordata; Actinopteri; Cyprinodontiformes; Poeciliidae
Product: sialidase-3-like
Exons: 2
Coding region: 102-1271 (389 amino acids)
Biological process (GO): ganglioside catabolic process; oligosaccharide catabolic process
Cellular component (GO): lysosome; cytoplasm; membrane
Molecular function (GO): exo-alpha-sialidase activity; ATP binding
Source: RefSeq, a predicted model, not a curated record
GUUUCUUGCCAACCGCCAAUAAAAAGUAGGAAGAAGAAGAAGACCGUCACAUCACUACUCAGUACAAACAGUUGCAGAGCUGCAUCCUUAACUUUCCAGCAAUGGACAAGUUGCAUUAUACUUCACAAUCGUCCUGUAAAUCCAAGGUUUACAGGAUUCCUGCUCUUUUGUCCGUGGGAGAAACUCUUCUGGCCUUUGCUGAGCGGAGAACAGAAAAAGCCGAUCAUAUGGCGGAGGAGCUGGCUAUGAAAAAGGGAGUGCUGCAGAGGGAAACCAACAGAGUUACAGUUGAGUGGACUGAGCAGAAAGUUGUGGAAGAAGCGCACAUUGAUGGUUACCGUACUAUGAAUCCCUGUCCAGUAUACGACAGGACAGACAGGAAGCUAUUCUUGUUUUUCAUCUGCGUAGAAGGAAACUGCACAGAAUGGUGGCAAAUUGACAAUUACUGCAACAAGACCCGGCUCUGCUACGUCACGAGUGAUGAUCUUGGAGAAACCUGGAGUGGACUGACUGAUCUGACUGAACAUUUGCGUAGUGACUGGGUGACAUUUGCAAUUGGGCCAGGUCAUGGUCUUCAGACAGAGAGUGGUAGACUGAUGAUUCCAGCUUAUGCUUAUGUGGGUGUAAAACCCCUUAAGCCGGUUCCACGCGCCGUCUCCAUGUAUAGUGACGACUCUGGUGUAAACUGGCAGUUUGGCACGUUGUUUGAAGGACAAUCAAUAGAGUGUCAAAUGGCUGAAGUUUGUGAUGCAAAUGGUAGGUUCAUCUAUUGCAAUGCCCGCAGUAACGAAGGGCAUCGGGUGGAGGCUUCCAGUGACAGUAAAGGACAAAUGUUUGCAAUACACAGUGACAAAAAGCUUGUGGAAACAGGUUGUGGCUGUCAGGGAAGUGUGGUGUCCUUCCCAGCCCAAAACAAAGACUCAGCAGCAGGAGGUGAUACAACUCACUGGCUUUUAUACACACACCCAAGCCAUAAAAGAAAACGACUUGAUUUGGGUGUGUUUCUGAACAAAUCCCCACCCAAUCCAAAUGCAUGGAGUGAACCCUGGCUCCUUUACAGGGGCCCCAGUGGUUACUCUGACCUGGCUUACCUUGGUGACGGUUGGUUUGCGUGUUUGUUUGAAUGUGGGAAGAAAGAGGAAACUGAGCAGAUUGCUUUAAAAAUUUUCAACUUAAAUGAAAUGGAGGGAGACGCACAAGAAAGUCACACCUCCACAUUGCAGCAACCCACUAAGCCUAUAGGGAGUGAAAUAAUUACUUGCUUUGCCUAAUCAAAUGAAAAUCCUAUUCCUCAGUUUUGACAAAUGGACCAUUUUUGAAAGGUUGACCAAAGAUCUUUAAUGAGAAAUGAAGACAGUCAAAUGAUAAAUGAUAUAAUUUCAGUUUACAUGAAACAAAUGUCUACAUGAAAUAUUUUUUUCUUGUAGCUUGUAUUGAGCAUGAGAUGUAUUUCCAACAUUAACAUCUUUAACAUUAAUUCUUAAUAUUUUUAUGACAUUGACAAAAUAUAGUGUCAUCUUUUUUGUUAUGUUUAUUUACUUCUGUAAUCUUUUUGAUUAUGUUUUCUUAGCAUAACUGAAAUUUAAAAAGUGCAUUAAAUUCCUAUGAGGCAACAUUAUUAUUUGCAAUUUCUAAGUUUUAGUCAAUCAAACUUUCAUUGAGCUGUCAAAAGAUUUUUCUUGAAAAUACAAAGUGCUUAACACACGUGACAAACUGAAGGCCCGGGGACCAAAUCUGGCCUGCCGGAACUUUUUGUGAGGCCCCUAGAUAAACCUGUUUUGAUGUAAAAUGUGUUUACCCUUCUUGAAAGAUUAUGCAACAAGAGGGGCAGGUUUCCUAAAUAGGACAGAGCAUCAUGUGGUGAUUAUUAAAGCAACAUCUCAUAAAGGUAAAGCUUCAGCACAAAUGUUUCUUCAAAACAGACAAUGACCCCAAUAAGGGGGUCAUUGUCUGAAGGUCAGGUUUGGUCUGAUUUAAUAGACAGGAAAAAAAGGUUUACUUUGUUAUACAAAAUCACCUGCCUUUGAAUAUUUCUAAGUUAAUUCAGCAGAAACUCCCACCAGACUAGACUUCUGAUGUGGCACAUAUUCACAAAACUGCCUUGUAUUAUUAUAGAUUACACAUGUUCUUCUUCAGCCUGUAAAAAUCUUUUCACUGAAAAUGAAUAAGGUGACUGGAUGGUGAGCUGGAUCCUUCCAGGACCUCCACAGGAAGCCAACAUCUGUGAAAGACAAUGCAGCUGGAAAAAUUGGCCUCCUGUCUUUAGCUUGUAUUACAUAUUACAAGAUGUAAUACAGUGAAAUACUCCCAGAAAGUGUUCUGCAUUUCUGACUUGCAGUCUUGCAUCCCCGCAUGGAAAUGGUUAGCAGACUGCUGUUUAUGGAUCCCACACAUGACAGAAAAUCUGCGUUUUUGAAGGGCAAAGUAAUUUAGAGCUAUUAGCAAUGCAACAUAACAAUCUAAAUGAGAGACAACUGGGAUAGUGUUUUAGUGUGUUUUUAUUCUCUUCAUAAACCUGCAGAUUUUUGAUGGCAGUUACUGAACAUGUGUUUAUCAUUUAUCUGUCAAGACCACAUUAUACAAUGAAAAGACACCAGAUGAUGGUUUACAUUGUGAAGUAAGUGUUUUCCUCUGGAACAACAAUCCAGUCUCCAUUAUAGUGGGGCUUAAGGUGCGCCUUGUAGGCAUUACGUACAUUCUAUGUUCUGUGUGGUACUUUGCAGCUAAAUAGUGUUUUUGUUUUUUUUAAUUGCUGACUUUAUGCUUAAAUUAUUAAUAUUUUAGUUUGCUGACACUACAUUUCACAAGGCAUUAAGUGGCACUGAAUUCCUCUUCAUUAGAAAUGGAUUACAUCAGAUUAUAAACUGAAUUUUCUUGUUAGCACUGAGAAAACCAAGGUGCCCUUUAAUAUAUUUAAAAGUUGUUUUGUUUCAUCUGUGCUGCUGUACCAUGAAUAUCUGAGGAACUUUGAUAAGGUUCAAAAUAAUAGUUGCUUUUUUGGUGUUUGAGGUACAUUUCAAUUCCUGCCAUGAACUUUGAAAUGACAAUGACCACCGUCCACAGAGAACCAAAUUUUAGAUCAGCAUGGACUUACCGGAUGCCGACCAAGAAGGAUGUUCCUGGGAUUUGACUGCAUGAACGAGCUAAAUGCGUCCUGGAGAAAGACUGAAAUUUUUAGUCACAAUGACAAGACUUGUUUUUGAAAAAUCAAACUUAGACUCUCGGAACAUGAUUGUGGUAGCAUAAUGCUGUGGUACUGUACCGUUGUCAUUCA